Knipowitschia caucasica is the source of this 405-nucleotide messenger RNA. The record is from the annotation of a GenBank genome assembly. NCBI's taxonomy places the organism in Eukaryota, Metazoa, Chordata, Actinopteri, Gobiiformes, Gobiidae.
AUGCCAGCAGACUACAGGGGCAGAUGGAUACUGGAAAGCAGCGACAAAUUCGAAGACUAUUUAAAAGCGCUCAAUAUUGACUUUGCAACAAGAAAAAUUGCCAUUUCUCUUUCUCAAACCAAAGUUGUAAGUCAAGAAGGAAAUAAUUUUGAGAUCAAAACCCUGAGCCCCUUAAGAAAUUAUGAAAGGCCCUUUACAGUGGGAGUAGAGUUUGACGAGUACACCAAAGGACUAGACAACAAAACAGUCAAGAGUUUAGUGGUGUGGGAGGGAGAUAAGCUGGUUUGUACCCAAAAAGGAGAGAAGGAAAACCGAGGCUGGAAACACUGGAUAGAGGACAACAAACUUUACCUGGAGCUGACAUGUGAGGAUGUUGUCUGUAUCCAAGUAUUCAAAAGAAAAUAA